Molecule: messenger RNA, 1192 nt
Organism: Oreochromis aureus
Lineage: Eukaryota; Metazoa; Chordata; Actinopteri; Cichliformes; Cichlidae
Product: mannose-specific lectin-like
Exons: 4
Coding region: 457-945 (162 amino acids)
Source: RefSeq, a predicted model, not a curated record
GAAACAAAUGCUGCUUCUUUCCUGUGUUGAAGUCUUGUCUGUAGUUUCUUUAUCACACCAAAAACUAGCACACAUGAGGUGCCUGACAAGCAUCUCCACUGACAGUUCAUGAAUCCACUAGGACGUCACUCGUGGUCAGAGUCCAAGAGUCUGAGAGUUUAUGCUGCAGAGGAAGAAUAUGAUUCAAAUCAAAGGAUUAUUAUUUGCAGCUGCAAAGAGAGACCACAAGGUGUCGCUCUAAUGCUUCUGUAGUUUAUGUUCAUGUGAAAAAUUUGACAUAAAAAGAAAAUUACUAAAUUUGAAAAUCUCCUUUUUUUUUUCCGAAUCACUUAUCCAAUCCAGAGUUGUGGUGAGACUGGAGCCUAUGCAGGUGCCAGGAGGUGAACGGUAAGGUGCACCCUGGACAGGUUACCAGUGUAUCACAGGAGUAACACAGAGACACACAGUCAUUCAUGCAUGUGUUUGGACUGUGAGACGAGCCUAGACUACCUAAAGAGAACCCACGCAGGUACAGGGAGAACAGACCAACUCCACACAGAAAGGCUCCAGCCGGCUGGCAGAUUCAAACCCAGGACCUUCUUUCUACCGGCUGGUGUGAAAUAUUCAAAACUGAUCAUGAGCAGAAACUUCUUGUCCAAAAAUGACGAGCUCCGCAGGGGAGACUACCUGGUGUCCAACAACAAGCAGUUCAAAGCUAUAUUUCAGGAUGAUGGUAACUUUGUCAUCUAUGGCUGGAAGCCUUUGUGGGCUUCGAACACCUGUGGAUCUGAUGCUUUCCGUCUGUGCAUGCAGGCUGACUGCAACCUGGUCCUGUACAACAAAUGUAACACGCCUAGGUGGAGCACAAACUCUUGCGGACCUGUCGCCAACCUGUGCCGUCUUCAACUGACCGAUGACGGAAAACUGGUGGUGAACAGAGAGUCCGAACAAAUCUGGAACUCUUAAAAGUCCAAAGGCAUGAAGUGAUGCUUGUGUAUGACCGUCCUUUGGCAUAAACCUUCAGCGAUACUAUUAAAGCAACAUAUUCCAGUGCAUAAACAAGCCUUUCCUUUUUCUUUCUGUUUAGCUUUGAUCAGACUCUGAAUUUUAGCUCUGAAUGUGCACGUUCACUCACAGCUUCCAUGUUAUUGUAAAACACAAAGGAAUGUAACCAAGUGGCAAAAAAAUUAAUAAAUAAAAUGAAAGGUAUUUG